This is a messenger RNA of Anisakis simplex (herring worm), 432 nucleotides long. NCBI's taxonomy places the organism in Eukaryota, Metazoa, Nematoda, Chromadorea, Rhabditida, Anisakidae. The record is from the annotation of a GenBank genome assembly.
AUGCGUGAAAAGAUUUUGCUCGAAAAAACUACUCCAGACGAACGUCUUGGUUUGGGAAUAGCAAUUGAAAGCGAUGACAAUAGGGACUGGAAGCAAUCAAUUGUUGGAUGGAAUUUCAGUGUUCUAUCGAUACGUGUUGAACAGGUGGCAGCAAAUUCGGUUGCUCACAGAAGCGGAUUACGUGUGGGCGAUCGUAUUUGGUACAUAGCUGGCAAAGAUGUGCAUUCAUGCUCUCGUCAUAAAUGUCUCGCUCUCUUUCAUCAAGAUGCUACCAAAAUCCCGUUGAUCGUCUCUCGUCUCAAACCCCAAGAGGUCACCAUUCUAAACGUUUACAAGGUGAGCGACUCAGCCGUUGAAGUCAAAAUAGGUCAGGCAUUAAACACGGCAACGAAAAACUGUGAAGAGGGAGUGAACAACUGCAUAAAAAAUUGA